ACUGAGCUCAGCGAGAUUCUGCGACUGCAGGACUUCUGACACGGGCGAGUCCGAGACUCGGACUUAGAGAGUGAUACCCGGUCAACACGAAGCCAACAUUAACACUCGUCGUCAGGAAGGAGAUGCUUUUCCCAUGUUGUAAGCUGAACGUUUCCUGCUUUUCCUGCUCAUCUCUAGAUUGUACCUUGUCGACACAUUUCACUUCCAAGGUGACAACUACUUUGGCAUAAAGGUGCUGCAAGGUCCAUGCACUUCCUGAGAGUCGAACUCUAAGUCUGAGUCAGAGGCCCAAGGAACAGGCCACCAGGUAGCUUCUUCAAUCUGUUGCUCUCUGUCGCUGAAGGUGUUUUUUCACGCAGGUAAAAUACUGACUGGGAAAAGCAGAGCGGCUUAGGAGAAACGAGCAGGAGUAUGACAUAUAGGUGAACCUACAGUCAAGUACAGGGUACGGAUAGAUUCUCAGAAAAUGAGAGUUCGUUUUGUGGAGGUUGCAAGCCUGUCGACCAAGGCAAAGCCAACAGACUGCGACAACAAGAAAGCAGUCAAGGACAAUACAUUGCAGUCUCUGCAAGAGGCGUUUCCUGACAGAACGUUGUUUGUUUGGGAUCAUGAUUGUUGGAAUGAGGUGGACAACACCACCAGGAAAUUGGUUGUCGAAGGGGCCCGGUUGAAGUUGGUAGUGCCAGAUCAAAGAGCUAGUCCCUCCACUCCUGCAACGCUUCACCUGCCUGCUGAGUUCUGGAGCAUCGUCGCAAAGAAGAAGGGACGAGGAGAGCUUUUUGACGACCAGCUAACUAUCGGCGGUUCAAGUGCUGACCUGAGGGAUGUUGAUGAAGCUCUUGUCCGUCACCAUCUAGGACGGAGAGUGCGGCAGCUCGUCAAGAAUGACGGUCAACUGGAAAAGAGUUUCAACUGGAACGCUGCUGCGCGGGAAGAUGAUUCUUCCAACAUGGAGGGAGCGGUCGCUUUUGUCCAAAGCGCUAUGGCUGAUUGCUGCAGUGUUCCUGUCGAAGUGCUGGGGGUGGAGUCCCUACAAGUCUUUGCCAAGAGCGAGGCUACGCCACAGAAGCGGACUGCAGUAAAAGCGACCAAGACAGACAUCAUUAUUGUUCCUCCGGAGUGGAAGGCUGCCGCAAAAGAGAAACCCGAAAGUGUCCUGGAUGAGAUCUAUACAAUGGUGGAUCUGAAAAAGCCCGAAACCUGGUUUCCAAACCUGAAGAAGAACAGAGGGCAGGUUUUAUCCCAGUAUACGAUCGGAACGUAUCGGACGGGCCGUGAUCUGCCUGCCAUGAUGACUGAUCUCAACGGCAACAGCCACAUCUUCCAUCAAGAGACCAGCGGAGGAGAACUCUUGACCAAGGAGGUGGUAUUUCAGAACCAGGCACAGGCCUUCAAGUACCUGGGGCGCCUAAUUGAAGAAGCUUCGAAGGCGCUGGCUCAACCGAUUGACUUUGAUGACGCGCUGAAGUCUUUGACUUUGGCUGGCCCCACUUUCUCACCCGGCGCACUCAAGAUCUGGCACCACACCGACGCCCAAAGCGACCUUGAUGCCGCCGUACGAGAGGACAUUGACGAGUGUUGCUACAACGAAAUGGCUAGGAACAGCGGCCAAGCUCUGCCGAGCUACAGGAGCGCUCAAGCCCAUGCUAGCAGCCUCAGAGAAGGGAUGCUGGCAGAAUUAGAUCCAAACCGUCUUUCCUACAUUGCUUAGGUACCACGUGUCCUUCAACGAGGUUUGAAGGUUGGAUUGUCCAUAAUUAGAUCUCGACGAAUCUUGGGUAAGCAUUGGCCUUAUAUUGACAGGCUACGUCAUGAACACCGUCAUCUUAUUUUGCCUCUGUGGCCAGUCCUCGAUGCUUGUUCACCGUUGGCAUUAGCAUGCAUCAUUGCUGGUGAGGGGGGUCAGCUAAGAAAAGAGGUGAUCGUUUGGACGUGAAGCGAUGCAGCGUUAAUAUUGCGAGCUGCUCCAUAACAACGACAUCAUUCAUGAGGAAUAAUUCCUGUAUGACGAAGCAUCUAGUGAAG
Messenger RNA from Klebsormidium nitens, 2025 nucleotides. NCBI's taxonomy places the organism in Eukaryota, Viridiplantae, Streptophyta, Klebsormidiophyceae, Klebsormidiales, Klebsormidiaceae. The record is from the annotation of a GenBank genome assembly.